Lotus japonicus is the source of this 1835-nucleotide messenger RNA. RefSeq names its product branched-chain-amino-acid aminotransferase 2, chloroplastic-like. The transcript has 10 exons. Bases 67 to 1152 code for a protein of 361 amino acids. NCBI's taxonomy places the organism in Eukaryota, Viridiplantae, Streptophyta, Magnoliopsida, Fabales, Fabaceae. Gene Ontology annotation, biological process: branched-chain amino acid metabolic process. Gene Ontology annotation, molecular function: branched-chain-amino-acid:2-oxoglutarate transaminase activity. The record is from RefSeq and is a predicted model, not a curated record.
CUGCAGAUUCUAGAGCUGGUGCGGUCUUUUGCCUUCUUAUCAGUCUUUUUCUUCCUCUUCUUCAAGAUGGGGAGUUACAGCAGCUAUGCAUCUCAACCCUCCCUUGUUGAAAUCCCAGACCAAACAUACAGUGACGAUGAAUAUGCCAAUGUGGAUUGGGACAACCUUGGAUUUGAACUAAUGCCAACUGAUUACAUGUACAUUGAUAAAUGUUGCGCGGGUCAAAAAUUUGUACGAGGACAGCUUAGUCGUUAUGGCAACAUCGAACUGAGCCCAUCAGCUGGGGUUCUAAAUUAUGGUCAGGGAUUGUUUGAAGGCACGAAAGCAUGCAGAAGCGAAAAUGGGCGAUUGCUGCUCUUCCGUCCAGAGGAAAAUGCCAUCCGCAUGAAGAUUGGCGCCGAGAGAAUGUGCAUGCAAUCCCCUUCAAUCGAUCAAUUCGUCGAUGCUCUCAAGCAAACUGCACUUGCAAACAAGCGUUGGAUUCCUCCACCGGGUAAAGGAUCAUUGUAUAUGAGGCCUCUCCUCUUAGGAAGUGGUCCAGUUUUGGGUUUGGCUCCUGCACCUGAAUACACUUUCCUUGUAUAUGCUUCCCCUGCUCGUAACUAUUUCAAGGAGGGUUCCGCGCCGCUCAGCUUGUUCGUGGAGGAGGAUUUUGACCGUGCUUCUCGCCGCGGCACCGGAAGCGUGAAAACCAUAUCUAACUAUGCUCCGGUCUUAUUGGCAGAACAAAAAGCCAAGGACAGAGGAUUUUCGGAUGUGUUAUACCUUGAUUCAGCGACCAAGAAAAAUCUGGAGGAGGUCUCUUCUUGUAACAUUUUUAUUGCCAAGGGAAAAUGCAUCUCAACACCUGCUACCAAUGGAACCAUACUUCCCGGAAUCACCAGAAAAAGUGUAAUUGAAAUUGCUGGUGAUCUUGGCUAUCAGGUAGAAGAGCGUGCUGUAAACGUGGAUGAAUUGAUUGAGGCUGAUGAAGUGUUCUGCACAGGAACUGCUGUUGGUGUUGCAGCUGUAGGCAGUAUCGCAUACCAGGACAGAAGGGUGGAAUAUAAGACAGGUUCUGGAACCAUUUGUCAAGAGCUGUACAAAACUAUUUUAGGAAUUCAAAUGGGUAUUAUUGAAGAUAAGAAGGGGUGGAUCGUUGAAAUUGAUUAAUACGUUCGGUUGCAUCUGCUGUCUUAAUAUCUUCCAGUGACUUCCUGUUUCUUUGAAUUUGUAGAUAUUCUCCAUCAUCUUAAAACUACCCAUUCAAAUUUGCUUCAGGGUUUUCUCCAAACCUUCUAGAUUGUUUACGAAUUUAAAUCUUCCAAAUCCGAACUGUCACCUUGCAAGUUUUCCUUUCUUUCUUGGCACGUACACAUUCAGCACAUUUGUGCUGUACACAUUCAUCACACUCCCCAUGGCCAAAACUCCAGGUUUAAACUCAUUUGUUAUGAUAUAAGAAAAUAGUGAGGUAAUUGGAAAUUUUGUUGUUGAACUCCAUUUCUACCAUCAUCCUCCUCUUAAUUAAGUAUCUUUCUCCUUUGUCAAUAAUCAAAUUACCCAAAAGUUGCUUGUCCUCUGCCGAUGCUCUGUCUCCAUCGUGUCACUACAAUUCAUGGUUGCUCACUGGUUUGGUGUUGUUGUUUUGAUGAUUCCUACCUUAUGGACCACAACUUCUGUGUAGUUCUGUAUUUAUUACCUUCUCUAUGUUACUACUUCCAAAUUUCAUUUGUAGUUAACUGAAAUAUGUAAGAAAAAUGAAAAACAGUAUGAAAUAUUGGAAUAUUUAUGUUGCAUAAUGAAAAAAGUGAAAAUGAUAUAAAGAUUGGGCAUGAUGCUGCCAUUUCACAGAUUCA